AAGAAGCAGCAGCAACAGCAGAAGGCAUCCUGCUAUUUUGGCAACCGAGGCUGAACGUGUCUUCCGAAUAUGCAAACAAUGUUCCAAUGAUCCAACAUUUCGACACGCUCUCUACAUGGAAUGUCACCCCGCGCUCGCCAUGGCGGACUGUCGUUCUCUGUCGGACCCGGACCUCUCGGCUGAACACGACCGGCGCUGUUUUUUCGGCCACUCUUUGCGUAGCUAGCGUUAGCCACCUCGGCUAACACCGCCGCUGUUCGAGCGAAAGGCAAGCCGGAGUUGCUUCGUCGCUAUGCGGCAGCCGACCGCAAAGUGAGGCGACUCCGGGACAGAGCUCGCAGCCGCCACCGAAGUCGGAACGAGCGGGCGCGGCAGUUAUUUUCAUAAUUGUCGGUAUGUUAGUUAAGAAGUGGGGAGAGAGACUUUAGUCACGAUGUUAUGCUUGGAGAAGCGUUAGUUAACGCGGCGCGGAUGGAGCGUCGGCGGGCAGCGCGCCGCUGAAGGUCUCCCUUGACUCGGGCUCGGGGGUGAGGGUGUGCGGGUACAACCAUGUCGUGCAAAGCCGCCGCCAAGGACAAGAAGACGAGCUUCGGUAAGAAGUUGUUCAGGCGAGGCUCUGUGCGCUCCGUGGGAAGCUUUAUGAGCAGAGUCCUGAGGACUCUCACAGCCUUGUCCCACUUUGGUUCGGAAGUGCAAACCGACGACGACAAGGAUGACGGAGGCUUCUCCGCGUUUCAAUCCGGACUUAAGGACGCCCCCGUGGACGACGGGGACCUCGGGCUGUUCCUCUGCGGCGAGAGGAUUCCUGGCGUGGCCGGGUUGAAGAACCACGGCAAUACCUGCUUCAUGAAUGCUAUUCUGCAGUGCCUCAGCAACACGGAGCUGUUCGCAGAGUACCUCGUCCUGGAGCACUACAGGGAAGACGAGACCAACGAGGCGGACAAACCAAAGACAAAUGGCGUCCAUGUGCAGAAGAAAGGUCCCCUGGCCAAGGGGGAAGUGACGGAGCAAUUGUCUGGACUUGUCCGGGCUUUAUGGACUUUUGAGUACACCCCCCAGCACAGCCGAGAUUUUAAGAACGCGGUGUCCAAGAACGCCACGCAGUUUAAAGGGAACGCUCAGCACGACGCUCAGGAGUUCCUGCUGUGGCUGCUGGACAGAGUCCACGAGGACCUCAACACCGUCAACCCUGUCGGCAGGCCAACCCCGAGGCCACCUAUCGAAGAUGAUGACCAAACCACAGACGGACCCUCCCCGCCCCUCUCGGCUGGCUCGUUUGUACAGGAGCUCUUCCAGGCUCAGUACAGGUCUUCCCUCACCUGCCCCCAUUGCCAAAAACAGAGCAAUACCUUUGACCCCUUCCUGUGCAUCUCCUUACCCAUCCCACUGCCACAUACGCGGCCGCUAUAUGUCACAGUGGUCUACCAGGGGAAGUUCUCUCACUGUUUGAGGAUCGGGGUGGCCGUGCCGCUCAACAGCACCGUGUUCCGCCUCCGAGAUGCUGUUUCGCGUGAGCUCAAGAUGCCAAUGGACCAGUUCAUUCUGACUGAAAUGUACUACGAUGGCUUCCAUCGCUCCUUUUGCGACGACGAUGACGACCUGGACAUCAUCCAAGAGAGUGACUCCAUCUUUGCCUUUGAGACGCCGGAGGCAUUUAAACUGGAGAACCUACGCACAAAAAGAGGAAGUCUUCUGGCCAACCUGAACCACAACAACAUGAAGUACGGCGUGGAAAAUGGCCGCACGCCGUCUUUCAUGCAAGGGGCAGUGACCCCCGUGGCGUCACCAAAUAAGAACCUGGCGCCUGAGAAAAUGAUCCUGCUGGUGUGCAACAGAGCCUGCACUGGCCACCAAGCAAAAAGGUUUGGCUUACCUUUUGUACUGUACAUGGAGCGCACAGCCACCUGGGACACGCUGCAGAAGGAGAUUCUGGAGAAAAUGCGGCAUCUUUUACGACCUGGUGUCUACAUUCAGAUGGGGCCUUUCAGCCUUCGUGUGGUUGGUGUGGUGGGGAUCACCUACCUCCUCCCUCAAGACGAGCGACCGCUGUGUCACCCGACGGUGGACAGAGCAUACAAGUCGUGUGGACAGGGCGGACCGCCCCACGUGAAGAUUGUGGUGGAGUGGGACAAAGAGACCAAAGACUACCUGUUCGGACACACGGAGGAGGAGUACAUCCCAGAUGCCGAGAGCGUGUAUCUGCACAGAGACCAGCACCACCAGCCGCAGGCCUGCACGCUGGCUCAGUGUUUCCAGCUCUACACUAAAGAAGAGCAGCUGGCCCCGGAUGACGCCUGGCGCUGCCCCCACUGCACACAGCUGCAACAGGGCCGCAUCAAGCUCAGCCUGUGGACGCUACCCGAUGUGCUCAUACUACAUCUCAAGAGGUUCAGACAGGAGGGUGACCGCAGGGUGAAGAUGCAGAACAUGGUGAGGUUCCCUCUCAUGGGCAUGGACAUGGCGCCUCACGUCGUGAAGAGAAGCCAAAGCAGCUGGAGUUUACCCUCACACUGGUCACCGUGGAGAAGACCCUACGGCCUGGGAAGGAACCCUGAUGACUUCCUGUACGACCUCUAUGCCGUGUGCAACCAUCACGGGAGCAUGCAUGGAGGCCACUACACGGCCUACUGCAAGAACUCUGUUGAUGGUCAGUGGUACUGCUUUGACGACAGCGAGGUUGCGCCGGUGGCUGACGACGACGUGUGUCAACAGACCGCCUACAUACUCUUCUACCAACGCAGGACCGCCAUUCCCUCAUGGUCUGCCAACAGCUCGGUUGCAGGCUCGACCAGUUCUUCCUUGUGCGACCACUGGAUUAACAGGCUGCCCGGGAGCAGACCUGCUAGUCUAGCGUCCGGCGCCUCGUCUAGACGCACUUCACUGGCUUCGCUGGCGGAGUCGGUGGAUUUCCCCGGAGAACGCAGCGAAGACGAUGGUGGUUUCUCUGUCCGGCCCUUCGUGAGGAGCAUCCAACGUCAGAGCGUGACUUCCAGGUCAUCCAUAGUCAGCCAGUUGGCCUUCGGCGACAGCGGCGUCAAGCCAUCGUGGUCGCUCUCGGCCAAGUUGCAAAUUCGCUCCAACUCGCCCUCGCGCUUCUCCCUGGACUCGCGUUGCUCGCCGCCCCUCGAAAGGAUCGGCGAGGCCUGUGACGAUCGCGUGUCCACCUCCUGCUUCGGCAGCUACAGCCGGCACGAGCGCUACUUCGGUAGCAGGACCCCGCUCUCCGCGGUGGAGAGCAACUACGGCGAGCACGACAACAACAAAAGGUUCCUGGACAUGAUGUACUGCCGCGCUCCCACGCCUUUGGAGAAAACGACGGAAAACAACAACCAGAUUACAGCGAUAGACCAAAACAUUCAAAACGCCCCCUCCAAGGAGCAGAAGCGUAAGAGCAGCGCUGGCGGUUUUGUGUCCAAGGCAGAAAGCGCUGGCGCCACCAAAACCAUCAAAGCGGAGCCAGGAAAAACCUCCAAGAAGCGCCUGUGCUCGACCCACAAGCCCUCGCCCUCGGAGACGCCCACCAGCACACCUGUGAAAGGCAAAAAGCCCAUCGCCGCUAAAGAGAAGAGCGACAAGAAAAGCACGUCCACACCCAGCGGGAUGCCCUCCAAAACCAAGGAGUCGCUCCCGCCUCCAGGUUCCAUUCCGCAACAUCGUCUUUGCGUGCGCUCAACGCCUCAGUCGUCAGCAGCGCCCUCUCCGACCGCCAAGAAGAACCCCAGCGUCCCGCAGAAAACCCCCGAGAACAGUCGCAAGCGCCUGGUGGAGAGGAGCUACAGUCGGGAUUCUGUGGUCAGCACUCAGCGAGUAAGCAUCGCAGCGCGCUCUUCCGUCCCCAAGGCGGCGGACAGCAGCCGGCUCGAGCGGAGGUCUGUGCGCAGCUCCAGCAGCAGCUCCUCCGUCACCAGCCUGCGCUCGCCCAGCGUUUCCACGAGAGACCUGCAACGCGGCAGCAAGACGGAGGAGAAAGGCUUGUCCUUCUUCAAGAGCGCCUUGCGACAACGGGAAAGCCGCCGGUCGGCCGACUUGGGGAAAAGCACGCUGCUCUGCAAAAGGGCGUCGGAGAGGACGUGCAAGCAGAACAGGCAAGUCAAUGAGGCCGGCGUUGAAUGCGGAAAAGCGGCGGACGCUUUCCCGCCACCCGCAGACGCUCCAAAAUCUGAGCCUCUCAAGCCCGCGGGCUCUCUCGGUCGCGCCCUCCUGCACGUCGGCAAGUCCAAGUCUUCCUCCGCGGACGUGAGUAUCAAGUCUCCCGCUAACGGGAAGAAGCCCCUCGAAAAGAAGACGUCUUCCCGAAAGCUGUCGUUGGGCACGCAGCGGCCUCAGUGACACGGCUAGCGUACGUACGCCUCUCUCUGAAUGCAGCUACUGUACAUUCUUUGUGCCUACCCUUCUACUCAUAGCGAUAAGGAUUCAAACUUGACACACUCGCCCCCCCCACACACACACACACAAAACAAAAAUCAAUUAAAUACAUACAUAAAUAUUUGAACUUUCAGGAAGGAGGAAUUAAAAUAAUAACCUAGGCUGUAUUUCCACUGCAGGUCCGUGUGCCCGAUUCCAUUUUAAUGCCUACAUUGAACCUCUCGCUAUUUGGCAUUUUCAAAUUUUGCGGGUGAACAUAUUCUUUGUUAUUCGCUGGAAAAACUUACCGAUUUGCUGUUUUUGUGCUCAGGCCAAAGCAAUAAGUUUUGCGUACAUUUCAACUGACACAUAUCCAAUAUGGUUGUGUUUACACUGACGGAACACAAGAUGCUCAAACUGCACAUUAAUAACUACACAAAUGUCAACAUUGGGCAAUGACAACGCAGAAGUCAACAAUAUUACCUAAAUAAUAAAAAUGUUAUACCUUUCAUAGCAUUUAGUUGGACUUGGCUGACUCUUCCCCCGUUGGCUACCGUUGGUCAAUUAAUUUGCUUAUUUAUUGAUGGACACACCUCUUAUAUAUCUUACUUAGACCAUUUUUAUUUAUCAAUGCUUUUACUGUAGUUUAGAUUAAUAGCAGGUUUUCUUUUUAUGUGUUUAUUUUGUUUUUUUGUCCAGGUGCAGGUGUGUAUACAUCACCAGUCGUAUUUUGAUGUCCUCAAGCCAGGGUGUAUCCGAUCUGUGUCUUUAUUUAGCAUUUAGAAUGGAAGAUAUUUAAUACGUAUCAUAUUUUCCCCCACAUUUGGAAGAUUCUGGAUUGUGGUUGACACUUGAGAGAGAGAAAAAUCUUUUUAUUUUUUUUAAUUUUUUUUUUUACACACAUGAACACAGUGUAAAUCAGCCUAGGAAACUAAAUUUCACCGUAAUGAGGGCGUUUUCCACAAUAACAUUGCAAUGAUCUCCGCUGCAGUGGGGAACACACACAAACACUCACGAAAAGCGUUUCAUUCCUAGAUAUUUUUUAAUAACUGAUUUUGUUUCAAAUUCAUUUAAUCAAACGCAUUCCUCCGUGCUAAACUGUGGAGGAAAAGGGAUUUGUCUAAACGAUUGAAAAUAAUUUCAUUAUGGGCAACAGAUGAAAAUAUGAACAUAUGAAAAUCCACUGUAAAAAGUCCAGUUUGUCCAUGGGUUUUUAGAUAUAUUACAAUUAUUUUUGUUGAAAUUUUACAAUAGAAAUGUUUUUAUAUGAAUGUUUUUUUUCUUAAAAAAAUAGUUUUGGAAUGACACCCUUUAAAACAAAACAAAAAAAUAUAUAUAUAUAUACAUACAUAUUAGCUAUAGCUGCGUCUGUAUAGAAGGUACAGUAUGUAGUAUGAACUGUUGUUUUUGUCUUUCCAAAAGAAAGAUGAUCUUAAGCGCCUUUUCAACACUAAUAACACAAAACCGAUACUAGUCUCCUACUGUAUGCAUCGCUGAGUAGGAAUGUUGUAUUAUUCUGCACUUUGAAGUAGAUGACUAGUUUCCUCUCCUCCAGUAACUCACGUAGCAAUAACACUAGAAACUUUAACUACGUAAGCUUCUCACGCGUCUUCUCACCAUCAUGUAGUUUCAUGCCUUAGACUUAGGACUAGAAUAAAAAGGUACAUUUAUGUCAUGUGACCCGACGCCCCUCUCCGCGUGGUGCUGUUACCGGGACGUCGCUCCAAUCGGACCGAUCGAUUUAAAAGCAGAACUCAGUCGAACCCAAUCAAUCGGCAGCGUCUGUCCUAACUUGUGGUACCUCACUCUUUACAUGCGUUUUACUUCUUCGUAUGCCUGAAAAUGCAUAUAUAAUGGUAUCAUUACAUGUAUUUGUUAAUAUAACACUUCACGGCAUAAAAAAGAAAAAAAUUUCCUCGUUCUGACCCAUUUACUUUUCCACUAACCAAACAACUUUUUUUUUUUUUUUUUUUUUUUAAUACCUGUGAGUGGCAGUGUGGUGCCACAGUGUAUCCUGACUGCUGGAAAAUACAAAGAAGAAGAAAGGAAAGCGGGAGCUCGGUUAACUGUUGGCUCAUUGGAAUGUAAGUACAGUGGAACCUCGAUUUAACGGACGAAUGGUGGGUUCGUCCGUUACAGCCGAUUCUCUGUUAAAUGUAAACUUUUCAAAAAAAUGUCAUGGUUUAAAUACAACCACAGUUGAAAAUUGUUUUGAACUUUUUUUGUGUGGCCUAAAACGUGUGCAGCGGGCGCAAGAGCUAAUGGCUAAUUUACAUGCGAUUUGUAUGCGUCCUGGCGCAUAUAAAUUAACCAUGUGGCUCGCUCACUUCCAAUAGUUAAAUCGGGGUCUGUUAAAACGAGGUUCUGCUGUAACGUCGAGAAUUGUGACUUUAAUCGGAAGGAGAGAAUAUAUUCAACUUCUGCCUGAUUAUCGGUGUGUAGUAGCUCGCUUAGCGCAGACUAUACCCCGGCGCCAAAAUAUACCACAUGAUGUAGUGUAAUGUGAGCUAGUCAGGAUUGGGUUAAAGUGGACUGGUUGAGCAAAUAGGUAAUGGAUUAGCCCGCAAAGUAUCGAUGGGUAUAUUAAGAUUAUAUUAUAUUAGCAGAGUUUACCCUGAGUCUAGUCGCUACAGUGGUGUUGAAAUGCAACCUUAAAAGAGACAUAUUGGCAAUGUUUUUACAAUAUAAACAGUUUCCAGGUGUCUCGAUAAAAGGUAUCUGACAUUCUUUGGUCAAAGCACACGAAGGAUAAAGAAUUAGAGCACACAUUGGUCAAAGUCUUAAGGGGAGCGGUCUGUCUCAUGCAAAAGAUGUGUAUGCCUUUCGGAGUGAAGGGACGAAGUGAGGGCUAUUCAGUGUUGCUUACUAUAUUUAGCAACAUUUCUGACAAUUUUUUUUUUCAACAAAUCUUUCAACUUUUCCUUGCGUUAUUGAAAAUUUAAAUUGCAGCAAUCACUUUUGAUGCACUUGUCAAAAUUGGUGAUAAACAAUGGAGGGAAUUAUCAAAUAUAUAUUUUUUAAAUAUUAAUUUUACAUAGCAGAAAAUAGAAAGUAAGCUUGUUUUUUUUUUUUUUUUUUUUCGGUACUAUUAGUAGCAAGGUAACAGACUGCCAUUCGCUUCAAAGUUAACCUCUCCACUGUGACGUGCGUCCAUAUCAUAUCACGCAUUCACAUCAGCUUUUUUCCGAGGCCGUUUCAAAAUUGCAAUGAACUUGUCUUCCCGCCGACUUCGGAGCAUCAUGUCGCGUUGGAGCAAGAGCAAUAAUAGUUGACAUUGGUAAGGAUGUACACGAGGACGCAUGUACAUUAAACGCUCAAGCAUGCACGUCAUGAACUAUGCAAGUCUCCCAAUAUCACGCCUCAGCUUCAUUUGCACACCUUCAUAUCAUCAUCGUUCUAUAUCACCACUCGAUUUACUUUGUGCUCCCUGGGUGCUGUGAUACACUUCGAAACAAGAUGUACUGUUGUACACCAGCAAGGCGCAACACUACGGCUGUGACGUUUGUUUUUAAAAAUGUUUACCCUCCCACCAAAAGAACGUCGUGUAUGCGUGUACUAUUGCGAUUAGUAGUUCCUUAGUAGUUUAUGUAGCAAAAUGCAAUAACGACAAGUAAUACAUUUCUAGUUUUAUACUAUAGUAUGACAUUCAACUGUGAGGAAAUGAUGGAAGUAAGAUCAUAUUUCACACACCAAAUGACAAAAGUCCUGCUGGUUAUUAAUAUAUACAUAAAUUGAGAAUGCAUUUUUUUUUUAAACUUGCAGUGCAUAUAUAGUAUAUAUAUCAUAUGUAAAGACUUGGAAAAGUAUCACAUAUACUGAAUGUUUUGAGAAGCCUUGUUUGUGAGAAAAUAAGGUGCUGUAAAACUGAAUGUCAUUUUCCCCAUCAACUAGAUUUUGUCCCCUGCCGCCAACUUUUACAUUUUCCUUUGAUAAUAAACCAACUUAAAUUAAGGACACUACAAUGCUGAAUGAAAGCACAGCACGUCUGUAAAUUGUACUCAUGUCUGUUAAUAGAUUUGUACAAUCCAGUUUUUAGCUUUUUUUUUUUUUUUUAAAUUGCCAAUUCAUUAGGUACAGCCCUGCAAUCUGCAAUAAAUCCCCUAUCCCCUUAUUAUUAUUUUUAAAAACCCUAAGAAAAAACUGGCAAGUUUGUUCAUUAGUUUUUUUAAUGUUUAUACUUUCAUAUGCAUCAAGGAAAGAGAAUAUCAUUUCAAACAUCACCCAAGUCUUCUGUGUUAAUUUAUUCCCCUUUUUAUUAUUAUUGUUGUUGUGUAUGCACUUUUUUAUUCUCAUUUCUUCAAUUGUGUACAUAUGUUGCUGUUUACCCAUGUAAAAUAAAACAUUUUAAAA
Messenger RNA from Phycodurus eques (leafy seadragon), 8694 nucleotides. RefSeq names its product ubiquitin specific peptidase 31 (gene usp31). Lineage: Eukaryota; Metazoa; Chordata; Actinopteri; Syngnathiformes; Syngnathidae. The record is from RefSeq and is a predicted model, not a curated record. Gene Ontology annotation, biological process: protein deubiquitination. The transcript has 16 exons. Gene Ontology annotation, molecular function: cysteine-type deubiquitinase activity. Bases 550 to 4329 code for a protein of 1259 amino acids.